GAAGAUGGAUUGCAAUGGUUAAUGGAAUGCAAUAAUCUCAGAACAUACAAGCUCUCAAGGCCAGAAGUGAUGUACCUGUCAAACUAACAACUUUAAAAUGGCAGCUCUUUGCUACAAGUACACAGAUAUAGCAAUUACUACACUCAGAAUAUAAAAACAGUUUGCAGAUUCUAGAACACGAAACAUAUUAUGAUGUGAUUAAGUCGUUAUUCAGCAGAUGAUGCUACACAACAGCCAAUCAGUGGCCAGGAAAUAGAGGAAAAUAUCAUAAAGCGAAACAUGUCACUUAACGAGUUAAGUAGGCCAAAGUUGGAGCCUAACGUUAGUAGGAGUAAAUCAUUUAAUGGAAUAGCAGCAUUGAAUAAAAGUCCCCCUGUCACGCCAACAGGUACAAUGGUCCUCGGAAGGAGUGUAAAAAGUCCUCGUUCUGGAUAUAAAUCACCACAUGGAUCUAUUGGAUUUAGUUUUAAGAAAUCGGGGAAAGUUCCGAAGGUGCCUCGACCACAUAGGACUAUGACAAUGUUUGAACAUGUGAAAAAUGGACUCAGGGAUACUAUAUCAACUACAGAAGAAGAUAUCGAGAGCUUCCGUUUGAGUGAACAGAAUUCUCUCUCGUCUUCUCAGCAAAUUAAAGCAGCUGAGAGAUACAAGAAAAGAUUGGAGUUUCACUAUGCUAAGAUUGAGGAGUUAGAAGAUAGUUAUAUUUUACAAGACCAGUUACGAGAGGGUGUGCGGAACAUGGCACGAGCUUAUGUAUCACAACCAAUGACACACCAGAAAGAGUCAUUAUCGAGCGUGAAACUUGGUUUCAAGGAAUGCUCUCAGACUAUGUGUGCGAUAGAAGCCCAACUAGAAAAUAUGAUGGGCACUUUACAUUGUAAAAUGAAAGGAAUGGUUGGAUUUGCUCGUUUAUGUCCUGGAGACGUAUUCGAGGUCAACCUGAAAUACGGCUCUCAAAAAUGGAAAACACGGGGUAAAAUAGGACGCAGUACUAAUCAACAUUGGGACAAUGAUUCCAUGGUGUUCAAGGCACUAGUUGCUGAUGUAAUGUGUAUAAAGGCAUCAGAAGUGAAAAGUCUCGGGAAACACAUGUUGUUAGGACAAAAAAACUGUGAAACUAAAGACUUAUUCUCAUCUCAUCCUCAACUUAUGACUAUCAGUAUCAAUACUAACGGGUCCCUUAAGCUCAGUGUAGUAAUAACAUGGAAUCCUUUAGAGGGAGUUGAUGAAAACAUGUCAUAUUAUGAUCCACCACCUAAACACCAUGCGACACCAAAGAAACCACUUCCAAAUGCUGAUGAGGCAGUUUAUAGAAUAAAACAUGGGGCCGACCAACUUGACAGCUAUUACUACGAUGGUUCAGGUACAAGUACGGAUGAUUCCCCAAAGAGACGACAACGUCCAAAGACAGAAAUAAUUGAACACACGAUAUAUGAAAAUGAAGACUAUACACGACCGCAAAGACCAAAAAGUGAAAUGUUAGAUCACUUAGGCCACUCAAAUGGAUCAUUACAACACGAUAACAGAUCAUUUCAACGUGAUAAUCAAACAAACGGUGCCACCAGUGGCGGAAUAUCCCAUAAUACCCGAUUAUUAGAUGCAUCGGUGGCAUCAGUUGCAAACUUGCCAAAGCCACAGUUAUUUGAUAUGAGAUUGUUAACAGACUCUUUGGAGAAUACCACAGAUGCUGGCAAUAAGAGUAAUAGUCUUGAAGAUGCCUUAUAUAGUCUCAUAACUGUAUUAGAGGAUUAUCAAGGACAAUACACUGAACUGCAAAACCUUGAGGAACAAGUUGCAAAACUAGAUAAACUUUUAAAGAAGCGAAUGGGUGCGGGAAGUGGGAGAUCAUCCAAUGUUAGUAUUUCAAUAGAGAGUGCCCUGGAAGCUUUUGACUUCUUGGAGUCUGAGGAUGUCACCGAUGACAUGGAACCUUCAUCUUACAACUACAGCAGGAAGGCGAGUCUCGAGACUCGGCUCCAGAGUCCUGAUUCCACCCAGAGGACGGCAGACUCGGGUAUAGAAUCCCUGGGUAAUCGACUGUCAGAGGAUGGCCAUCUCUCCAGCGGGGGAUGCAGCCCAGAGCCCCCCUCUACUGGAAAUGAUGAGGUUGAUGUUGCUCUUAUACAACACUUGGCGUACUGUGAACGACUGCUGGAGAACCUGGGUAACUUUGGUCCACUAAAAUGUAAAGAGAUCUACUCAUUAGAUAAACUCCAGAGACAGAGCGAUAUCAUAGAAAGUCUCAUAGAAAUUGCCCAAAGGGGUGCACAUAUCACCAAUCUAGAGGAAGUGAUGCAUGAACUGACCCAUAGUAUGGAAGAGAAGAAAUUCUGGGUAAGCUGUGUUGACAACUAUGUCCUCUACACAAUGCCUGACCGAUUCCUACUCCAGUUAGAGAAAAGCUUUGGUGACAAAAUACGGGAAAAAUAUGAUACUGCUUCAAAUAAAGUGUUACGCUGCCUUGUUGCUCGUAUCUUAGAUAUCCCAAUGUACGACCCAGACCAUCCCCCUCCAAACACUGUCAUCACGCUACACCAGUUCAUGGAUUUCUUCAACGAGACAGAACACAGCGACCUUGGAUCUUUUGCAGAUAAUUUAGCCAAUGAUGACACAGAAAAUAUGAGCCUUUUUGUUGAUGAUCUGGCAACAGAAUUGUGGAUGUCAAACAGAUUGAGGUCGGGAACUGCUGAUGUAGUGAUCAAAACAGUUUUGAUGUUCCGAGACACUAUCCCACCUGCCUCCUGCCUGAGAGUCCUUUCUCUCCUCCUUAUAACAGAGAACUCAGAUAUACGCAAGGCAGUCACACACUAUCUAAAGGGUCUAGUCAACAAUGAAGACCACAGAGAUAAGGCUAUGGUUGUCUAUGUGGAAGCCUUAGAAGACCGUAAUGCUGAUGUACGUUGUGCAGCAUGUAUGGCAUUGUCCCUGCUGCAGGCCACUGAGAGUAUAGAUCAGCUAGUCUACAUAUGCCAGACUGAUAGCUCCCUUAUGGUGAAAUCCAAGGCAAAGGAAACACUGUAUUCAUAUGGUGCCCAAGGGAGAAAGGCGUAUGAUGAGUCUCAACUAUCAACACAUGGCUUCCAAGGGGUCCGAUUACACCAAGCUGAUACAAAGUUGUAAUCUUCCAAAUGGUCUGUUUCCAUUAAAGAUUUACAAAGUUACAAACCGUCUAAAUGGUUUGACGACAAUUCUUUAUGAAAAUUGUCUUCUUCUAAAGGAUGUACACUCAAUAGAAAAGUAUAACCAUUUCAGUAGCUUGAAAUGUACCUCAUUUGAUGAAUGAAUGAAGAAAGGACAUGAAUGGAUUAUUCAGUAUAUGAAUAAGAUAUUAAAAUUCAUUGCUGGAAUAAGUUUGGCAGUUGAAAUACAAAGUGGAUAUAAUAUGAAAAUUUGGAUGGAAAUACUGUGAUUUUUCAUUUAGAAAACUCCAUUUACUUGAAGCUGCUAUAUGGAUGUAUGUGUUAUAAGUUCUGUGAUACGUUCACAGAGUGAUGCUAUUUCAACACAAAAGCAGCCAAACAAAAAGGAAUAUAUGUCAUCUGAUUCAUUAAAAGAUGGCAUAGUAGGAAUUGAAUAAACACUCAUGUUGUCCACUCUGGAUCCAAAAACUGCGUAGACAUCUUAAAUUAACCCAUUCAAUAAUUAUUACCAGUAGAAAUGGUCAAAUGUCAAACCUGCUCAACUUAUUUUCACCCUCAACUUAUAUGCAACUUAUAAUUUG
Owenia fusiformis is the source of this 3721-nucleotide messenger RNA. Lineage: Eukaryota; Metazoa; Annelida; Polychaeta; Sabellida; Oweniidae. The record is from the annotation of a GenBank genome assembly.